AAGUCGAACGUCCGUAAUAAACAAAAAUCCCCCACCCCCACAUACCGGUCUGCGUGUUUUGAAAGUUAAAAAAAAAAUGAAAAUGUGAUCUUUGUUCUUCUCCUUUUCGAAAACAUCUUCAGGUUGGCAGAUCCUCAGUUUAACGCUGGACCCCUCCCUACCUUGCCGCUCCGAAAUCGUUCCUCUCUAGCUGACUCUACCUUUUUUCCUCAAGCGAUCUAUUAGAUUUCAGUACUCGAAUUUGAGUUCAGUUUUUCCUGGAAAGAUGGCGUUCGUGACGAGUAAAGUGCGCUUGCAUUUGCUUUGUGCAUCGGUAGAGCUUCUAAUAAGCUUACUACUUUCUUCAAUGACCGUUGCCACUUGUCUUGGCGACGGCAAGCAGCAAUGGGAUUCCAAAAGUGUUUGGGACUCGACGACCCCAACCUCCUUGGCUGCGGAAAUGAAUGUCACUCGACAAAUAUUAGUCAGCCCAAGGAAACCUCAACAUUUGGAUGAAAUGGUGACCGCCCGUCGGCAAAUCGAUGGACCUAACGACGGCAUCGCAACGGAGAAACAACCGAAUUUGAAUUUUGCAUCGAGGAAAAUGAUCGGCUUGGCGAAUUUGACCAGUAAUGCUUCACUGAUGGAAUCCAAUAAAAAACCAAUCGCUUUGCCAAACAUGAUGCUAGGAACAGAUCCAUCGAAAAAGUCUCAUAUCAUUUUUAGCGCCUACACCGAGCAUCCGACUCCGAAGAAUUCGAGCGUCACCUACACCAAGACGAAUGCAACCGAUGGCAAUCCGGUGGAUGCGCCCAGCGGAGUGUACACGGCUCUAAAGCCAGGCCUGUACGGUUUCAUCUUUCAUGCAUUGACCAACGAUUUGAACCAUGUUUUACCCACCGUCGAGUUGCGAGUCAACGGCGUCGCUGCAGCCACAGCCGCUGCUUUUAACGGCGGCACUUAUAAGGCUCUCACACUGAUCGCUGGCGCUAGACUGAACCGAGGCGAUCACGUCUCCGUCUUCGUCGUUGACGGUCCGCUCUUUCAUAUUAAAAAAGGCAGCAAACACCGAGCUUCAUUCGCGGGAACACUCAUGAUCUAAUUUGAA
Messenger RNA from Daphnia pulicaria, 1087 nucleotides. RefSeq lists its product as uncharacterized. The record is from RefSeq and is a predicted model, not a curated record. Gene Ontology annotation, molecular function: protein binding. The transcript is spliced from 4 exons. The coding region runs from base 266 to 1081 and encodes 271 amino acids. NCBI's taxonomy places the organism in Eukaryota, Metazoa, Arthropoda, Branchiopoda, Diplostraca, Daphniidae.